Colletotrichum phormii is the source of this 651-nucleotide messenger RNA. RefSeq lists its product as uncharacterized. The record is from RefSeq and is a predicted model, not a curated record. Lineage: Eukaryota; Fungi; Ascomycota; Sordariomycetes; Glomerellales; Glomerellaceae. Bases 1 to 651 code for a protein of 216 amino acids. The transcript has a single exon.
AUGCAUUGGCAUCCUGACUUUUCUCUCAUGCCAAAGGAUCAGCGCAAAGAGCCACUCAGAUUCGAUGUUGAUCCAUCCGUGCUGUCCGUCAACAAGAAGCUCGCUAGAGCAGCCUGGUAUUUCAUCCGAGAUGCCAUACAAGAUUUGGGUCCCGACAAAACUGCGCUCGGAAACAUGGAGCGGUAUCACAGGUCGCUCUAUGAUUGGAUGGAAGUCAACUACAAAGCUGGUCUUGAUGGAAAGCUCGCUCGUAGAAGUGCUUCAUGGGCCAAGACAAGUCAAGGCAUGAGGCACAUGCUCUUUGAUGAAGUUGCUGCCCAGAGCGUAAAUCAGCGCCUUCUAUGUCGCGUAGGCAAGAACUUGCCUCGGAUUCUCCGGGGGCAAGUGGCUCCAUUGGAGGUGAUGAUGGAAGGCAACUUGAUGUACGAGUUCUAUGAAAAGGCUCUGCGAUGCAACAGAUCCUACGAGCAGGUGCAAAAGUUUGUUCACAUGUACUCGAUGAAGCACCCUCGUGCCAGAGUCCUUGAAAUUGGAGGAGGUACCGGUGGAUGCAGAAGAUCAGUACUAAACGGCUUGUCUGGAGACACCCCUGAUCGUCGGCAUCGCUUUGCAUCAUACACCUUUACCGAUGUCUCGGCUGGGUUCUUCUAG